AUUCGAUACGAAAUACUUGCAAUGAUAUUCAGAACAAUAGACAGUUGUGGCCACAAAAUCCUACCCCAUCCUUGAUUAUUGCCGCGGCUUUAAUAAAACUGCGGAAUUAAAAAAUUGCGGAACUUUAGUACAGCAGCGCGUUGUCUCUCUUCGGACUGUUUAUAGAGAUGGACGUGCACAUUUUGCGUCGGUGCUAAGUUAUGGCUUUGCUUAACUGGCCAGUAUAACUAACACAUUCCCACGAGACCGCUUUAUAACACUAUAAAGUAAUAUUUUAUCAACGAUGAUUGAAAAAUAUGGCCGAGGAGGACGAACUCGCUGCGUUCAGGGAGUGUUGGAAAGAAGAAUUAACGAGUAAUAAAGAGGAUAAGCCACUCGUGUGUGCUCCUUCCCCUUCCUCGGAUGUUUCUGUUCAGGCAGGCCAGAACGACUUCAAAAAUAGGUAUUUUGAAGACCUAAACAAUCUCAACAAGGCCUGUAGUCCUUCACAAUCAGAAGGUGGUGGUCGCAUUGAGGAUGAAGCAUGUGUUGGUGGAGGCGGAAAGGCUACAGCAGAGUCAGAGGACCAGCCUGAGUAUGUGGCCAUUGCACGUAGUUUGUUGGACGGGAGGACCAGUCCCUUGCUGGACAGGAUCCAAGAGGAGAGAACCAGGAGAAAGAGACAGUAUCAAAACAUGACGAACGCCUGCAGCGCGUCCCUGCAGCAGCCACAACAGCCACAGCCUAAGAGAAAGGUCAAGAAAGACGACGAGCUGUUGGAUCUACUCAUUCAGGAUCUGAAUGAAGUCAAUGACAUUCCCUUCUUUGAUGUUGAGCUGCCGUACGAGUUAGCCUUAAAGAUAUUCCAGUAUCUAAACUCUACUGAGCUAGGCCGAUGUGCACAGGUGAGCAGGGCAUGGAGAGUCCUCGCAGAGGACAGCGUUCUGUGGUUCAAGAUGUGCACGGAGGAGGGUUACCAUCAUGAGGCCAGUGUGUCUGACUCGCCGUGCUGGAAGAGCACGCUGCGAGACUGCAGGAACUCGGCCAAAACUGUGCGCUCCAACUGGAAGAAUCGAGUGGGAUCCAUCAGCCAGCUGCAGUUCGAGCUGGGGAAGGUGCUGUGUGACGUCAGUUCCUGUGACAACUUCGUCUUGGCUGGGUACACGUCUGGUGAUGUGAGGCUGUGGGACACGCUAAACUGGGACUCAACAGCCUCUUACCUGAAGGUUAACAGCUUGUCAGCUAACUCGGAACCCAGACCUUAUGUCCGUUACGUCCAGGUCAACAGCACAGUGGCUGCUGCCACUUAUGAAGAUGGCUGUGUGGACCUGUGGAGCACAGAGACAGGUGGAGAGCCCCUCCUCCACUACCAGAGCACAGGGACGAUACAGGCCCUGGCCCUGAGCCCUGACAGUCCCACCCUGUGCUCCGCCGCUGGGCCUGACAUUCGGCUGGACUGUGCUGACGAUCGCGGCUACUGGAGGACCGUCUGCCAGGUUCGGCUGCCCAAGCCUGUAGAAAGCCUAGUUUUGGUGCCAGGCAGGGGCCAGCAGUGCCCUCUGGCGGCCCUGGUAGCUGGAGAGGCUGUGUACCUGCUGGAUCCCCGGGAGGAGAAGCCACAGACGCUCCACUCAGUCUACGGUCAUCCUGUUACCUGCCUGGAUGCCUCUGACUCCCAUGUUGCACUUGGAGUGAAGCGUACAGGCUGGGCCAUGCACGAUGGAGGAAACAAGAUCCACGUCUACAGCUUAGAGACGUGCAAAUCUGUGGCUUGUGUCGGCGACUCGCUGGGAGAUUUCACCUGCAUCAACCUGAGAGACAGCCCUCCUCACCUGCUGGUGUGCGGAAAUAAAGACAGGAGGGUGAGGGUGUUUGACCUACGAGCCGGCUCUUCCGUAGCAUCCCUGUACGCCCACCACCUGGGUGUCACCUCGGUGCAGGCGGACGACUGGAAGAUCGUGAGCGGCGGGGGUGAAGGAUUGGUAUGCGUGUGGGAGAUGAGGAUGGGAGCCAAGCUGUGGGAGAUGCACAACAGGCAUCCUGUUAGGCAUGUACGCUUCAACACCAGUACCCUGGUAACAGCCAACAUCCCUGAUGACAAGUCGCCAAGGGGCGCCUGCAUCACAGAUGAUGACCUUACAGCUCACCGCAGACACCGGGGAGUCAUCUGCCAUUACGACUUCUCUGAGGACGCGUUGUCACAGGAUCACAUCCUGCCCAUCUGCAGGUCCGACUACAUUGACUCAUCCGGCUACAACUACAACAUCGGUCUGGCGGUGCCUUACGACAGGCUGCCUGGCUCCCAUCCAUCCCACUGACACGCAGUUUUCCAAACUGCAACCAGGCUUAGUGAGUGACUGAACUGAGAACAGAAACUUUUACCCUUGAUCAGUUUGAUUCUCCAAACUGUAUCCUUUUAAUAAUUAGCAGUUUCCUUUUAUCAUCCUCGUCAAAUCAAGCUUCUUGGAAAUGUAAGGUUACAGUGUACAGUAUAUUAUCUGUAACUGUUGGGAUUUGUAAAUUCCAAUGUUGAAUUCAGUUUUAAGAGAUUAUGCACAGGAUCACAUCCUUGGAAACAAAUACUGUCAAAUGUAUGGAUUUUUAAUUGGUUGAAUUUGAUUCAGUGCCGCUGUGCAACAUUACAGCAAUAAUGGCUUAUUCUA
Messenger RNA from Etheostoma cragini (Arkansas darter), 2642 nucleotides. It is a transcript of the gene fbxw8, whose product is annotated as F-box and WD repeat domain containing 8. The transcript has 11 exons. Gene Ontology annotation, cellular component: preribosome, large subunit precursor. The record is from RefSeq and is a predicted model, not a curated record. Lineage: Eukaryota; Metazoa; Chordata; Actinopteri; Perciformes; Percidae. Gene Ontology annotation, molecular function: protein binding. Bases 297 to 2297 code for a protein of 666 amino acids.